CAUGAGUGGUUGCUCCGUGAGCUCUCAACAGCUCUACCAAGUUGGAGUAGCGAGGUCAGGUACCCCAUAAUCAUCAGCCUUCUUUUGUACACAUUGUAUUGCAACCCUCCCAAACCAACACUUUUUUAACUUCUAGGUCAUCCUUUGAUUUUACCCAACAACCGUGUGAAGUCCUACCCCAUCGGCUUCGCCCUUACAACGAUGAACGGCGGAAGCGACCCUGAGAGAGAGCAGGCGCUCGAAGAUUACAAGAAGAGCUUACUAGAGCUUCGAGAAUGGGAAGCUAAGCUCAAGAAUCUGCGUAUGGGCAUCAAGGACCUGCAGAGAGAGUUUGAUAUCUCCGAAGAGAACAUCAAGGCCUUGCAGAGUGUCGGUCAGAUCAUUGGCGAAGUGUUGAAACAACUGGAUGAGGAGCGAUUCAUCGUUAAGGCGUCAUCCGGUCCCCGAUAUGUUGUCGGCUGUCGCUCCAAGGUCGAUAAAUCGAAACUGAAACAGGGCACUCGCGUUGCCCUAGACAUGACAACACUCACGAUUAUGCGGAUGCUCCCGCGUGAAGUUGACCCGCUGGUAUACAACAUGUCCUUGGAGGACCCUGGUCAAAUCAACUUCGCGGGUAUCGGUGGUCUGAACGAUCAAAUCAGAGAGCUUCGAGAAGUGAUCGAGUUGCCAUUGAAGAACCCCGAACUAUUUCAGAGAGUUGGUAUCAAGCCGCCCAAGGGUGUAUUACUUUAUGGUCCUCCCGGUACCGGAAAGACAUUGCUGGCACGAGCCGUGGCAAGUUCGAUGGAAACCAAUUUCUUGAAGGUUGUCUCGUCCGCGAUCGUCGACAAGUACAUUGGUGAAUCUGCGCGGUUAAUAAGAGAGAUGUUCGGUUAUGCAAAGGAACACGAGCCCUGUAUCAUCUUUAUGGACGAAAUUGAUGCUAUCGGUGGCAGGCGUUUCUCUGAGGGUACUUCGGCCGACAGAGAAAUUCAGAGAACAUUGAUGGAGCUUCUGAAUCAGCUGGAUGGCUUCGACUACCUUGGAAAGACGAAGAUCAUCAUGGCGACCAACCGACCAGAUACCCUUGACCCUGCUCUGCUCCGUGCCGGUCGUCUGGACCGGAAGAUCGAGAUCCCCCUUCCCAACGAGGUUGGCCGUCUGGAGAUCCUGAAGAUUCACUCCAGCACCGUCCAGCUGGAGGGCGAGAUUGAUUUCGAAAGCGUCGUGAAGAUGAGCGAUGGUCUUAACGGUGCCGAUCUGCGUAACGUGGUUACGGAAGCUGGACUUUUCGCCAUCAAGGAUUAUCGGGACGCAAUCAGCCAGGACGACUUCAACAAAGCGGUUCGCAAGGUCGCGGAGGCAAAGAAGCUGGAAGGCAAGCUUGAAUACCAGAAACUGUAGUUUUACAGCCCGAUUACUUUUAUGCCAAUGACCUCAUUCAUUCAUGAAUGGCCACCUCGGAAUUAGACAGAAUCUACCACAAUAUCAUGAGCAUUAAUUCCUGCCUUCA
Aspergillus novofumigatus IBT 16806 is the source of this 1492-nucleotide messenger RNA. It is a transcript of the gene rpt4, whose product is annotated as proteasome regulatory particle base subunit RPT4. Lineage: Eukaryota; Fungi; Ascomycota; Eurotiomycetes; Eurotiales; Aspergillaceae. Gene Ontology annotation, molecular function: proteasome-activating activity; ATP hydrolysis activity; ATP binding. Gene Ontology annotation, cellular component: proteasome regulatory particle, base subcomplex; cytosolic proteasome complex. The transcript is spliced from 4 exons. The coding region runs from base 202 to 1383 and encodes 393 amino acids. Gene Ontology annotation, biological process: positive regulation of RNA polymerase II transcription preinitiation complex assembly. The record is from RefSeq and is a predicted model, not a curated record.